AUGGCGGCGACGCCGUCGCCGAGCCGCCGCAGCAGCACGCGCCCCGUGCCGCCUUCUCCUGCGCCGCAUCCACCGUCGGCGAGUAAGCCUCCGCCGCGCAUCGAUCACAAGCCGGAGAGCCGCCUCGGGCAGUACCGCAUCAUCAAGACGGUCGGCGAGGGCUCGUUCGGAAAGGUCAAGCUCGCGAUCCAUGAGGUCACCGGACAGAAGGUCGCGCUCAAGAUGAUCUCACGGAAGAAUCUGACCAGUAGGGAUAUGGCCGGGAGGGUCGAGAGGGAGAUCGCUUAUCUCCAGCUGCUGAGACAUCCGCAUAUCAUCAAAUUAUACACGGUUAUUACUACCCCGCAGGAAAUCAUCAUGGUCAUCGAGUACGCUGGCGGCGAGCUGUUCGACUUCCUAGUCAGCAAUGGAAAAGUCCCCGAAGACUCUGCGCGCCGCUUCUUCCAGCAGAUCAUCUGCGCGGUCGAGUACUGUCAUCGACACAAGAUUGUGCACCGCGAUCUGAAGCCCGAGAAUCUACUGCUCGACAUGAACCUGAACGUCAAAAUUGCCGACUUUGGACUCAGCAAUAUCAUGACGGACGGCAAUUUCCUCAAGACUUCCUGCGGUUCGCCGAAUUAUGCGGCGCCGGAAGUCAUCGGGGGGAAGUUGUAUGCUGGGCCUGAGGUCGAUGUGUGGAGUUGUGGUGUUAUCCUGUUUGUGCUGCUGUGUGGAAAGCUACCCUUCGACGAUGAUUACAUUCCUAACCUGUUCAAGAAGAUUUCUCAGGGGAAAUACUCGAUGCCAUCGUACCUGUCGCCCGACGCCAAGGACCUGAUCGCUCGCAUGCUCGUCGUCAAUCCGAUCCAGCGCAUCACCAUCGCCGAAAUCAGGAAGCAUCCCUGGUUCAAGAAGAACCUCCCAGAGUACCUACUGCCGCCGAAGGAAGAGUUCUUCGAUACGGGUGUGGAUAUGACCAAAAUCCCGCAACUGGAGGAGCUCGAGCGCGGUCCGGCACAGCGGCUGAAGGGCGAGCUUCACGAUGCCGUCGUCGGGAAGCUGGGAAGCACCAUGGGCUAUGCUAAAGACGAUGUCCAGGAUGCGCUCACCAAGAACGAGCCGUCGGCGAUCAAGGACGCGUAUAUGAUUGUGCGCGAGAAUCAGAUGAUGAUCCCCCGGCUAUCAAUGAAUGCAAAGAACGAUGGAUUCAUGGCUCAGUCGCCACCGGCCUGGGACUCUUGUAUGCCCGGCUCCCCGCAGAGCUCGCGACCUCCGAACUCUCCGUUCACAGGCCCCCACUGGGGCAACAACAUCAAUCCUUCCCGCACUGGCUCACCACUUGCUCUGAACCCGAGCAAUUCUCCGCGAUCCGCUGGCCUCGGUAUCACCACGGAAGAAGAGAACCUGACGGCAAGUCCCCAGCUGUCGGCCGCGCACUCCCCCGCUUCAUCCAUCUCAAUCCUUCCGUCCUCGAUGCCUGCCUACCACCAAGCCGUCAUGUCGGGCGCCAGCCCGUCCACCACCAGCGGCAGCUUCCGCCCCAGCGGCAUGAAGCCACGCACGCUCGAGCGCUUCACGCCGGUGGUCACGAACCCGCCGGGCACGUCGACGUCGCGCAAGCCCAAGCAGACCAAGUGGCAAUUCGGCAUCCGCAGCCGCAACGCGCCGCUCGAAGCCGUCAGCUGCAUCUACCGCGCGCUCAAGCGUCUCGGCGCGGAAUGGGUCGACACUGGUCCGCCCAGCAGCGAGGACUCGGACCACGAGGACUCGGACGGCGACGGCGACGACGACGACGACGACAUCUACAACUCUGAGACCUCUGACGGCUCCGAAUCCGCCGCGCACAUCGAGCACCCACACACGCACACGCGCCCGCUACCCGCCUCGAAGAAACCCGAGCGCCGCCGCGCGCCAAAGGAUCCAUGGAUAAUCCAAGCGCGAUGGAAGAAGUUUGCGCCGAACCGGCGGGCCGACGACCCCGCAACAUCGCCCGUCUCUGGCGGCGGCGGCGCCCCCACCGAAAAGAAGGAGGAGGACUGCGUCUACGUCCACCUCACCAUCCAGCUGUACCAGCUCGAGCACGAUAACUACCUGGUCGACUUCAAGUGCGCGGGAUACGAGCGGCUGCUGCCGAUGGUGGUUGGUGCCGGGGGCGGGAAGAAGAAGGUCGGGUUCGAGGAGACGCUGGGCGGCGAUGCCGAGGGAACACUCACUGGUCAGGGCGCGGGAAGACGCGCCGAGGACCAAAAGGAGGUUAAUAGUCCGUUCCCGUUCCUGGAUGCCGCCGGCGCGCUGAUUAUUGCGCUCGCGGAGGCGGGGGAUUAAUAUUUUAUCUUAUCUGGCGGGGAGAUUGGGGGUGUAAUAUUUGCUUUGCUUUGCUUUUUUUUUUGUUGGGCUGGGCUGGAAGGGCUGGAGGGGGCAGUGCGAUGAAGAGAUGAUCAGAUGAAUUUCACGUUGCGUUUUUGUUUUGUUUUGCUUGAUGAAGUG
This is a messenger RNA of Tricharina praecox, 2466 nucleotides long. Its product is annotated as kinase-like domain-containing protein. Gene Ontology annotation, molecular function: ATP binding; protein serine/threonine kinase activity. Lineage: Eukaryota; Fungi; Ascomycota; Pezizomycetes; Pezizales; Pyronemataceae. The record is from RefSeq and is a predicted model, not a curated record. Gene Ontology annotation, cellular component: cytoplasm. Gene Ontology annotation, biological process: intracellular signal transduction; protein phosphorylation. The transcript has 4 exons. The coding region runs from base 1 to 2304 and encodes 767 amino acids.